Epinephelus lanceolatus (giant grouper) is the source of this 3216-nucleotide messenger RNA. RefSeq names its product antizyme inhibitor 1b (gene azin1b). Gene Ontology annotation, molecular function: ornithine decarboxylase activator activity; ornithine decarboxylase activity. Gene Ontology annotation, cellular component: cytoplasm. NCBI's taxonomy places the organism in Eukaryota, Metazoa, Chordata, Actinopteri, Perciformes, Serranidae. Gene Ontology annotation, biological process: negative regulation of protein catabolic process; positive regulation of polyamine transmembrane transport. The record is from RefSeq and is a predicted model, not a curated record.
GCUCAGCUCCAGUAGUCCUCCGCCCAUCCACCGUUAGAGAAGAAGCCGCACAACCCGACGCUCGUCCCUCAUCUAAACAUAUGGCAAAAACCGCCCUCUUUCUUUCUUAUAUCGUUGGGCCCACUACUCUUUAAAAAUUCCGCCGAAAAAGAGAAGACGAUUUUCCAAAACAUUCUGGCCGUUAUCUCACGGCUCCCCUGUCUCUGCACAGGUGUAUGAGCGCUACCCAGAGGGCCUAGGGGCGGCUCUUUACCGGGAGCACUUUGACUUCAACGCUGAGCCACCUUGGGAUCCUAGCUGAUAGCGGGACAGGUCCAUCUCCUGACUUGUCCAUUUUGUUGCAUACCGGCAGGACCCCAUUGGCUCAGUCGUGACCCUUUGACUUGCUUAUCUGUUCUUUAUGAUUGUCGGCUUAGCGGAAUACGGUUGAGAUGAAAGGACUCGCUGACAAACCCAGCUACAUCAUUGAACUCCUGGAGGGAGGAGUGACCCUUGAAGAUGUCAUCGACGGACACAUCUGCGAGCAGGCUCUGGUGGAGAAGAAUGCAUUUGUGGUGGGGGACCUCGGUGCCCUGAUGCGGCAGCAUGUAUGCUGGCAGAGCGUAGCGCCACAGCUGCAGCCCUACUACCCAGUCAAGUGCAACAGCAGCCCUGCGGUCAUCGAGGUGCUGGCUUCCUUGGGCCUGGGCUUCGUUUGUGCCAACAAGACUGAAGUGAGCCUGGUGUUGGAGCAUGGCGUGCCACCAGAAAAUAUCAUUCUGUCAGGCGUGUGCAAGCAGCUGGCGCACAUCAAGCACGCUGCCAAGAACAACAUCCAGCAUCUUGUAUGUGAAAACGAGGCAGAGUUGUCCAAGAUUUCCCGCCUGCACCCUGGUGCAAAGUUACUGUUGCAGUUGACCACUGAGGCCCACGCAGCUGAGACCAGCAUGGCCUUUGGCUCCUCUCUGAAAAGCUGUCGGCACCUGCUGGAAGCAGCCAAGGAGCUUGGAGUCCAGGUGGUGGGGGUGACCUUCCACAUUCCCAGCUCCUGCCAAGACCUACAACAGGCCUACACCCAUGCACUGUCAGAUGCCCGCUGUGUGUUUGACAUGGGGUUUGAUCUGGGCUUUAACAUGAACAUCCUGGACAUUGGUGGUGGAUUUACUGGCUCAGAGUUUCAGCUCAAACAGGUUGAGUCUGCAGUCAGGCCACUGCUGGAUGCCUACUUCCCCCCACUGUCCGGUGUGCAUGUGUUGGCCCAGCCGGGCAGCUUCUACGUGGCCUCAGCUUUCAGCCUGGCUGUCAACGUGAUCGGGAAAAAGGUGGUGACCCGCCACUGGGACACCCUUGCUCAAGGUGUGAACAAUGAAGAUACCGAGUUCCUGUACUACAUGAAUGAGGGUGUUUAUGGCCCAUUCAGCCGCAAGCUGCUGGGAAACUGCAUCGCUGCCCCGUCAGUGCACAAGCAUGCGCUGUGCACUGAGAAGGGAGUGUAUCCCAGCAGCCUGUGGGGCCCGUCACUGGACCAGCUGGACCAGGUGGUGGAGCGCUGCCUGCUGCCUGAGCUCAGUGUGGGAGACUGGCUUUGCUUCCCCAACAUGGGAGUGUGUGGCCUGGAGGAGUUCAGCUGCCUCUCCAGCUCCCCCCCGCUGCCUGUCUACUACACUGUCUCCACCUGUGACUGGUACGAAAUGCAGGAGGCUGGUGUGGCGCUGGACAGUGCCAUGAAGAAUUUCUCCAUGGUCCAGUACAGUGCAUAACUCCCCUCUGCCCCUGUCCUGUAUUAUAUUGCACAGAUCCUCCUUAGCCUCUGCUUUCACCAUGUGAGAAGAGAGGCCAGCGAGGUAUUUGGGACAAGGGGCUAAAUGUGGUCAACAUUCCAGCCACCUUGGAAAAUGCAGUGUCCUAUUAUUUCUUACAGGAAUUUGAAUUUUGUACCUCUCAAGUAAUUGGUUGUUCGAUACCUCAAUUGUCUAAAAUUUAAUCUGGAAGGUGAUUGUUUUCAUCCUCCCUCCUCCCUCCGAUGGACUCCAAAUCUUGUCAGCUAAAAGAACUCCAACUCAAAUGACAAUAUGCAACAAAAUGGACGACUCUUUGGAGAUGGGACCCCCCAACGUGUUUGGGGUGGUUUGUUUCCUAAAUCAAAUCCAGUUUACAAAAUGUACAAUUGAUUUAAAUCAUGUUCUCUAUUGAUUACCUGUUGACAGUCGUGUAAAUCCUGUGUCUGUUCAACACCAAUACAUUUUGUCUGUAGAUGAUUUUUGAAGUGUUUAAAAGAAUCAAUGCCUCGUGUGGAUUCUGUACGUCAGACCCCUCACUUUGCAUAGUCUAAAUGAAAUUAUGACAAUGAUGUAACCUAUUUCUUUAUUGCAGCUCACCUCAAUGCAUUUUUAUUUAUUGGAUUCAGAUAUCACUGGGGCAAAUUUAAAGCUCCAUCUUUACGUGUGUUUUGCCCAUGUAUUAUGCUGUGGCCCAUCUAACAGUGUUUUCCUGAUAAGAUAUUGGUGUGUUUUUUUAACGCUACAUGGAUUAAGUGUGCUGUGAUUGCCAUUUGUGACCUCAGUGGUUUCCCUUUACUCGAAAGGCAUGAAGGAAUUGCUGUGGGAGAUUCUCUCUAUGCUGAGCUACAGCUUGAAUACAGAGAAGCUGCAUACACCCGAAUGCACUCCUUGCCUCUAAUAGAAAGGGGGUUAAUCUGGUUUAAAAAUGCACAAAAUCUUUUGUAGGUUAAACAUGUACUGUGACAUUUCACAACACAGCCCUGAUUUUUCAGAUCAUCAUAUUGGUGUCUCUUGCCAAGGGACUCGGCCCUUGUUCUCCCAGGAUCUGAAAAACCAGCAAAGAAGUUGUUUCUGAAUACUGCUCAAACAUAAAUUAUUUGUAUGUGGACUUGCAUGUCUUUAUCUCUCACAGAAGAGACAUGCUAGUUGUGCACAGACCCCUCGGAGGCUGCGCAACACAGAUAACAAGCCAGACUUUUCCUCAUGCCUCUCUAAAGUUAAGAGGGACAUAAUGCACAGUCUCUUGUACAGCUAAAUGUCUCAUGUCUAAUAAUAUUAAAGGUGAUCUGACUCAACUGCAGUUUUUAAAGAAUCCUGCCCUUGUGUGAUACAAAUGACUAAUGUAUUAUUAAUUGCUUGUCUAAGGCACUAAUGGACCAUAGCCUGUUUUUGACUGUAAAUUGUGCUUGUUAAAGUAAUGAAAGUGAUUAAUUUAAUACAUUUCUGAUUUAAAUCA